CACCACCAACACCGCCGCCGCCGCCAGCUACACCACUCCCUCCUUCCUGUCUCUUCGCUUCUCACUGUCAACCCCACCACUCUGACAUCGCACAACUUGUGACCUACUUCACCUCCUCCUCUCAUAUCUACUUGCUCCCCUCCUCCACUUCCCCUCUUUCUCUCGUUUGUGUACUAGAAAAGAGAGAGGUUGCGGUUAUCUAUUCGGACCCUGUCAUAGGCAUACCCUGCUCUGCCCACGUCCCUUGCUUUUUGCCCUUCCAUCUCGCUGUUGAGAUCGCCAGAGAAAGAGGGGGGAAAGCCCACGUCCAAAUCCCUUGCGCUGUCUACUCACAUAAGAGUAACAUCUCACCUCGCCUCUGCAACCACUCCUCAUCGAUUAUUUUUAUUCUCCUCUCCGCCUUUCCCUCCCAGCGCUAGCGGCCUCAACUAGCGUCGUUGACCCCCAACCGUGACGCCAAGCAUACGAAGGCCACACAGCUAGCUACUUAGGUACCUACGAAUACCUGCACCUUGCCCUGGACACUUCACUUUCACUUUGUCUUGGAAAACGAUACCUCCACACGGCCGCAUAACAUACACUACUGUCUACGCAUACAUCGGUCGACCUUUUACAUACUUCUUUUAUCCACCUACCUACUUUAUAUCUUACUUAUCCUCGUUUCCCCUCGUCCGCAAUUCAUCCCUCUCCCGAAGCUUAGAGACCGUCCCGCGCAGAUCUCGCGUCGCCCUCGCCUUCUAGCUGCCGAUCACCCUCCCACAAUCACGGCUCCUUUCCUCCUGCCGGCCCCUAGACCCAAGUCUCUCAAGUCUAGACCUGUUCGAUCUGGUGCUGUGUCUUCCUUCUCCUGCCGCCACAAAUCCGCCGCCGCUAGUUUCGAUUCUUUCUCCCGCCGCCCGCUUCGAAUCCAAAGCCUACGUUGCCAAACAGACACGCCUAUUUCUCUCGGCACCUCGCAUCGGGCAUCGACGUGAAGCACAUCUGCUAGAGACGUCCACAACGUCUUGCCUCGUCUUCCCUGCUCCAAAAACGCCCUCCCUCCAGAGGGACACACCAGCGCUUGCUGGCGGAUCAUGCUUCGCCUAUAAGCACAUCGCCGAUCUCCUCGCUCAUUCCCUACCUUCCUCAUCGUUGAGUCUGCGACGCCGAUUACUGCCCUGUGUUCCACCGAACAAUCCUUACAAAACCUGCUACGCCUGUCACUACGUUCUACCGUUGGCAACAACUCGAUCUAAUACUGCCCAAUCGCUGCACAUAUCAGACGUUGAGUCUACACUCGACGUCCCAUCAACAAGUCCGACACAGGCAACCCACGACCGAGAGAGGAACGCCUUGUUCUGGUCAUGGAUGCCCUCAAGAACAUCGUCAACAAUGUCCCUGAAUGGUUGGACCGUCUCGACCAGCUCGGGGAACAGAUCGACCAGCGUCAGGUUGAGCUUGCGGCACUGGGCGCUGACAAGUCGUCGCGCUCCAUCAAGAACCGCGGGUCAACCGAAUCGCUGAAGCUCAAAGACGAAAUACCCAAUGAUGUGUCAACACCAGCCGACGAAGCUCCCGCGAACGAGGCGAGUACCCAACAACCCGUUGUCUCCACGACGCCAUCUCAGAAUGGAACAAGAACCAACAACCAUCCUUCCAGCCCUAGCAGCGGAACACCUUCGGCCCUUCAAAAGCAGACUCGACAGGCAAUGGCUUUAGCGCAAGCUCGCGCCCGGGCUGUAGUCGAGAAGAGACCCCGCCCGUCUUCGGUGCUGUCAAAUGAGGAUGACGCUCCGGCCAAAUAUCGCUCACGGAAACUAGUUCUCGUCUACUACGACUCGUUUGUCGAAAGCUUCUUCGAGGAGCUGGUCAAGUUUGUAUCGGCAAGUCGGAAUUUGAUGCGUAAGGCCAAGAUGGCGGCAAAGGUGGCUGCAAUACGCCGUCUGGCAGAGCGAGAGCAGCCCGACGAAGACGAUAACAUCGGCGCUGGAGACCUUCAGCCAGACACUACCGAUGGUGCUGCCACCGCCUCCGACGCGCUGCCCUCCCUGCGUUACAUGAGCACAAGACGAACGGGGCCUCCCAACGGUCGAAAUGGCCCUUCGUACACUCGAGCUGGCCAGGGGGGUGGUGCCAUGAUGAGCGAAACCGGGCCAGACGCUUAUGACGAGCUCGACAAGUGUCUCGAGUAUAUUCAGAACCAGUCUGAACAUGCCGCUCACCAAUUUCUGCGUGAUGGAGAAUGUACAGAGGAAAUUGGCAACAUUCAGCGGCGUCUUGCCGAGACCAAAGAGCUGGCAAUUAAGGAAAUGGCACGAGUCGAAAAAGACGAACCCGAGCUACUGAGGGCUACCAGCGAGGCCAACAAGGUGCGGACUCUUCGACCGACGAGCAUGCGCCGCGAGCUCACGGCCGGCAAGGACAGCAACCCGCCCUUGCCUCCCAAGAAGCUUGAAGUCGACUCCAAUUUUGAGGUGGCGGAAAAGGCGCCAGCCAACGACAAGGCGGUUGCCGUCGACAUGUCCAAGCCUUUGGAGGCGGGCAUUGCGGCCAUCGAGGCGGAUGAUGAGGGGAUCGACGACAUGGAGAUCACACUACCACCCAGGUUGAACUAUCGAUCUACCAGGGCGAUGCGGAGCUGAACACAGCCCCGACUGGAUCCGAUGACCCAUAUAGGGAAACAUGUUUUCCUCAUCUAUGUUAAUGACUGAUACGGCCUCGCC
Molecule: messenger RNA, 2702 nt
Organism: Colletotrichum destructivum
Lineage: Eukaryota; Fungi; Ascomycota; Sordariomycetes; Glomerellales; Glomerellaceae
Exons: 1
Coding region: 1344-2621 (425 amino acids)
Source: RefSeq, a predicted model, not a curated record